GCGGGGCCUUUGGGAGAGGGACAGGGAGAGGACAUGGCGGCGUCUGACUGUGUUGUGAUCACUGAUGAUGAACAAGGCUACGACCUCGAUCUGUUUUGCAUCCCAAAGCAUUACUCAAAUGAUCUGGAAAGAGUAUAUAUUCCUCAUGGUUUAAUCAUGGAUAGGACUGAACGUCUGGCAAGGGAUAUAAUGAAAGCCAUGGGAAAUCACCAUAUCGUUGCCCUUUGUGUACUCAAGGGUGGCUAUAAAUUUUUUGCUGACCUUUUAGACUACAUCAAAGCAUUGAAUCGGAACAGUGACCAAUCAAUUCCAAUGACGGUAGACUUCAUCCGCUUGAAGAGUUACUGCAAUGAUCAGUCAACUGGAGAGAUAAAGGUGAUUGGUGGAGACAACCUCUCGACCCUAACGGGAAAGAAUGUUUUAAUUGUUGAGGAUAUAAUCGAUACGGGUAAAACAAUGCAGACUCUGCUGAGCAUGUUGCAAGAUUACAAACCCAACAUGGUGAAAGUGGUGAGCCUGCUGGUUAAACGAACUCCUCGAAGUGUGGGCUAUCGGCCAGAUUUCGUUGGUUUUGAAGUUCCUGACAAGUUUGUGGUUGGAUACGCACUUGAUUAUAAUGAAUACUUUAGAGACUUAAAUCAUAUUUGUGUAAUCAGUGAAAAGGGAAGAGAGAAGUACAAGGCAUGAGGUGCGUGACACUUCGAUGGACUGUCAGAUUGCGAUGGUUGAAAUCAGCUGAAGACAUUGUCUAGAAGAUAAUCUCUAGGGCUGUGUAUUUGUUACUGUCAGUGAAUUAGUUAUUUAAGGGGCCCAUCAUGAAUGUGCUUAAGUAUUUUAUUUUUGUACUGUAAAACAUAAAGUUACAAUCUAUCAUCACCUUUUGUUAUAUCCAUUUCAUUCUGCAGUUAUUGCUUGAAUUAAGUUUGCUUGAAGAAAUAUUUGGCAAGCUUUGGCAAACUUCAUUUGAUUAGUGAGAAACAGUAAAAGAACCUGAAAUAGCAGUAAUCAUGAUAAACCAAGUGUUUCCACCAUGGUGGCUUGAAUAAUGAUUGUUUACAAUAUCCUGUGACUUAACUCCUAAUACGGGAGCUGGUCUUUCUGUCAGAGGGAUGCCAUCAAAGAGAUUCUUCCACUGUCUGAAAAUUCAUUACAGCUGAAGGAACUAUCAAAGUAGUGGCACAGAAAUCAGGGACUAAUGGUGGUCCCCACAAUUAAAAUUCCACUGGACAGAGCUGUGUGAUGUAUAGGAUCGCAGUAUUGCCUCUCACUGGACAGUAAGCCCAAGAGAGGUACGUCUGAUGGACCAACUUUUCCUAGCCAUAGCAGAGCUGAAUAGUACCUUGGGGGAUAAGAAUAGAGUUCCUUUUCCUUCCCCCUCUUUCCCCCAUGUGAGUAUUUCCAGUAGCUCUCUUGCACCUCUCGUUUACUACAGUUGGUGCGCAUGUUUCAAUACCAAAUUCUAUUUGCUGUUCAGCAAUGAGCUGAGAGCAAUCCUGUCUGUAUUUCCCUUCAAAAUUGGUACCAAAACUUUGCCUUGUUAAACGUUGCCUCAGGUGGACUGAACAAACAAGCUACAAGGUGAGAGAUUAGGGAAGCGGUAGGAAGAUAUUUCAUAAUUCUCACAGAUAUGCUCCAUUGAGAGAGAUUCUGUGAUGUGUCAUCAUUCUGUAACUAAGGAAGUUAAGGAUUGUAUCAAGCUGAAAGAAAAGACUUGCCAUAGAAAAAGACAAAUCUCAGAAAGAGGGCAUUCAAGCAAGCUGUCAUAAACUAGCCACGCAUUCUAAUCCUGUUUUUCAGAAUGUUGUUCUUAGCUUUGCAUGUUACAGCAUUUCAGGUACAUCCUGAUUCCUUUAAGUGUGAUGGCAGUUUCUGCCUCACACACCUGAGCAGUGAAUUCCAGGAACAUCAUCCAAUAUUCCCAUUAGUUUUAUUUCUUCGCAAAUCCUCUGGAAACAUGUCAAAACUGUAGACGAUGUUGGCAACAUCCAACAGCCUAGGGAGGCAACAGCCUAGUGGUAUUGUCAGUGGAUUGUAAAUCCAGAAACUUGGGUAAUAUUCUGAGGAUCUGGAUUCAAGUCCUGCCACAGCAGUUAGUGGAAUUUGAAUUGAAUAAAAAUCUAAAUGCUGAUCAUGUCAAUUGUUGUAAAACCCCAUCUGGCUCACUAAUGUCCUUUAGGGAAGGAAACUGGCCUCAAUGUGACUUUGGUCCCACAGCAAUGUGGUUGACUCUUAACUGUCCUCUGGGCAAUUAGGGAUGGACCAUAAAUAUUGGCCUAACCAGCCAUGCUCUUAUCCAAUGAAUGUUUUAAAAACAAAAAAAAUGGUAUGGCCUGCUACAUGUAACCAGGCAUCUUGGUCAUCACCCCUGGGUGAAAUAUCCUCCUCAUGUCUGCUGCAAUCCUUCUACCAAUCACCCUAAAUUUGUGUCCCCAGUGUUUAACUUCCUCAUGAAAGGAAACAGGUCUUCACUGUCCAUUGUACCCCAAGGCCUUCAUUAUUUUGUAUAUCUCAAUUGAGUUAUCCCUUAGCCUUCUCUGUUCUAUGGAUAAUAAUGUUAACCUAUCCGAUCUUUGCUCAUCGCUGCAAUGUUCAAGAUCUGACAAUAUUCUUAUAAAUUCCUUUUUUACUGUCCCUAGAGCAAUUGUGUUCUCCCAGGGGGCCCCCAACUUACAAAUUUUCAAUUUACAAAUAUGUACUUACAAAUGCAAUCUCGCACAAGAGUGUAAUUUCAAAUCUGUGACAUAUAAACAUUUCCUAUCACUUAUGAAUGACUUCUUUAUAUUGUUUAUGUUGUAUUCUGACUUAAGAAUGGAUUCUGGAAUAGAACCUAUUUUUAACCACCUUCUCUAUCAUCCUGCCACCUUCAGGGACCUGUGGAAAUUCACUCCUAGGUCUCACUUUCUGUACCCCCCUCAACAUCCAUUUAUUAUUAUUAUAAUAGUAUGAAACAAAGAGCUGCAGUUCCUAGAGAUCUGAAACAAUCACAGAAAUUGUUGGCAAAACUCAGCAGGUCUGGUAGUAUUUGUGGGGAGAAAGCAGAGUUAAUGUUUUGAGUUCAGACUCGAUGUUAGCUCUGCUUUCUCAAGAUUAUUCCUUUAUUCUGUUUGCCUUCCCCCAAAUGCACGACCUCCCACUUCUCUGCAUUGAAUCCCAUUUACCACUUCUCCAACCAUUCAACUUAACCUUUGAUAUCAUCCUGCAGUGGACAGCAACCUCUUUGCUCUUGACUUCCUAGCCAAGUUUGUGUCAUCUGUGAACUUUCUAAUCAUGCCUUUGGAACACAACUGGAGGUCCUAUUCUGUUCACAAAAAACAUCUGACAACUAUUGUCUAAGAGAUGGGGGAGCAGGCUGACCCAGUGAUGCCCACAAAAAAAGUAAGCCAUUCAGUUCAUCCAGUCUGCUUCACACUGCAAUGUGAUUGUUCCUCAACUCCACUUUCCUGCCUUUACCACAUAACGUUUAAUUCCUUUGAUUAAAAAACAGUCCAUCUUGGCCUUGAAUACACUAAAUGAUUCAGCCUCCAUAGCCCUCUGUGAUAAAGCAUUCCACAGGUUCAGUUCCUUAUAAGAAGAAAUUUUUCCUUCGGCUUGAAUAGGUGACCUCUUAUUCUGAGUUUAUGCCCUGUCAUCCUAGACUUUCCCAUAAGGUGAAACAACCUUUCCACAUCACCCUUUGAUCCCUGUCACUGAAUCAAUUUUGGAUCCAACUCACUAUAUCGCCCUAUAUCUCAUUCUGUUUAAUUUUUCUGACCUAUCUGCUAAGUGGGACCUUGUUGAAUGCCUUACUGAAAUCCAUAGAGAUAAACCUGCUCUACAAUCAUCAUCCAUCAUCCUUUUAAUUCCUUAGAAAUUCAAUUAAACUUGAUUUGACUUUCCCCUAAAACCAUGCUGGCAAUCACUGAUGAAUGUCCAAGGUGGUUUCUUUACUCAGAGUAGUAAGGGAAUGGAACGCUUUGCCUGCAACGGUAGUAGAUUCACCAACUUUAGAUACAUUUAAGUCGUCAUUGGAUAAGCAUGUGGACGUACAUGGAAUAGUGUAGGUUAGAUGGGUUUUAGAUCGGUAUGACAGGUCGGCACAACAUCGAGGGCCGAAGGGCCUGUACUGUGCUGUAAUUUUCUAUGUUAAUCUGUAAACAAGAUCAGAAGUUGCUGGAAAAGCUCAGCAGGUCUGGCAGCAUCUGGGUAGAGAAAUCAGAGUUAACGUUUUAGGUUGAGUGACCCUUCCUCAGAAUUGGAACAUCACGUUCAUACUUCACCAAGGUUCAGACUGACUGGUUUGUAAUUAUUUGGCUUGUACCUCACAUGUUUUGAAUAAUGAAACAAUAUUUGUCGAUCUCCAGUCCUUUGGUACCUCACCUCUAUUUUGUGCAAAUUGGAAAAUGAUCCUCAGAGCAUCUGCUAUUUUAUUCUGAGCUUCUGUUGGUGUUAAUAGCCUAAGAGACAAUGCAUCUGACCCUGAUGAUUUGUCCCCCUUCUGGAAGGUCAGACCCUCCAGUACUUUCCUUCCCAAAUGCAUAUUUUAUUUAAUAUUUCACUCUCUUUUGACUAGAAUGUCAUCUUCAUCCCUAUGCUGUGUGAAGACAGACAAAAUACACAACAAAAUCCCUGCUGACAUCUGUACCAAGCACAAGUUACAUCGUGCAUCAAUGAUAGGCCCAACCCUUAGUCAUUCUUCUGGCCUUAAUGUACUGAUAGGGAGUUGGUUAGCUCCAUUGGCUAGGUGGUGGGUUUGUAAUGUAGAGUGAUGCCCACAAUGUGGGCUCAGUUCCCACCCUGGCUGAGGUUACCUUCUCAACCUCUCCUUGCCUGACGCAUGGUGACCCUCCGAUUAAAUAACCACCAAUUGUCUCUCUCUGAUGAGAGAGUAGCUCUGUUGGGACUAUGGUACUUUACUAAGUAUUGAUUUUUCUUGGUUUUACCAGUCAAUGUUGCUCUAUAUUCUGUUCUUCUAAUUCCUCCCUUUUUUCACUUUGUCCUAUAUUCGUACUAAGCUUUCUAAUGCGCAUAACAAGGUGUAGAGCUGGAUGAACACAGCAGGCCAAGCAGCAUCAGAGGAGCAGGAAAGCUGACGUUUCGGGCCUAGACCAAGAAGGUCUAGCUUUCCUGCUCCUCUGAUGCUGCUUGGCCUGUUGUGUUCAUCUAGAUCUACACCUUAUUAUCUCAGAUUCUCCAGCAUCUGCAGUUCCUACUAUCUCUGAAACCCUUUCUAAUGUGGCAUUUGUUUUUGAAACAUUUUACUGUUUUUCUUUUGUACCUGUAUGCUUCUGGUUAAUCACUGGGGAUCUCAAUUUGGCAGCGUCUUCCUUCAUCUGUGAUGGGGCAUUGCGUAGAAUUGUAUAACACUGCAAAUAAGUAAUUGUGGCCUCAGCACUGAUCUCUCUAACACUCCACUUAUUACAGGUUGCCAUGCUGAAAAUGUCCCCCAUAUCCCAACUUUGCCUUCAAUGAGUUAGCCAAUCCUCCAUGCAUCAUAAUAUACCACCCUCAACACCAUGGGCUCUUAGAAAGCAACCAUUGACAAUUUUCCAAACCUCUGGAACUUUUCCAAAAUCUAAGGAUUCCUCGAAGGUUGCAAUGAGUACAUCCACUAUCUUAAUCAUUACAUCCUUUAACAUCCUAAGAUACCAACUCGGUAGAAUUCUUUGAUGAAGUGAUGUCUUACAAACUUGAUAGAAUUCUUUGAGGAAGUGACAAAGUUGAUAGACGAAGGAAGGGCUGUAGAUGUCAUAUCCAUGGGCUUCAGUAAGGCGUUUGAUAAGAUUCCCCAUGGCAGGCUGAUGAAGAAAGUGAAGUUGCAUGGGGUCCAGGGUGUACUAGCUAGAUGGACAGAGAACUGGCUGGGCAACAGGAGACAGAGAGUUGUAGUGGAAGGGAGUUUCUCAAAAUGGAGAAGUGUGACCAGUGGUGUUCCACAGGAAUCCGUGUUGGGACCACUAUUUUUUGUGAUAUACAUAAAUGAUCUGAAGGAAGGUAUAGAUGUCUGAUUAGCAGGUUUGCACAUGGCACUAGGAUUGGUGAAGUAGCAGAUAUUGAAGGGGACUGUUGGAGAAUGCAGCAGAGUAUAGAUAGAUUGGAGAGAUGGGCGGUGAAAUGACAGAUGGAGUUCAAUCCAGGCAAAUGCGAGGUGAUGCAUUUUGGAAGAUCCAAUUCAAGAGCAAACUAUACGGUAAAUUGGAAAGUUCAGGGGAAAAUUGAUGCACAGAGAUCUGUGUGUUCAGGUCCAUUGGGUGUCACUGAGCAGAUGUUGCUUGAUAGCAUUGUUGAUGACACCUUCCAUUGGAAUUUCCCACCUCUGGAUACAUUCUUGUGGGUUUUUUCUAUUUAUUCAUAGACUGUGGGUAUCAGUGGUUGUGGCAGCAUUUGUUGCUUAUCCCAAGAUGCCCUUGAACUGACAGCACUUUCAGGCCAUUUCAAAGAGAGUUACAAGUCAACCAUUUCACUGUAGGUCUGAAGUCAUAUGUUGGCCAGAUUGGGUAAAGAUUGCAAUUUUCUUUCCCUAAAUGCAUUAGAGAGCCAGCUGGGCUUUUAACAUUAAUAUUUCACGGUGCCACAGUGGAAUAUGAACCCAGGCUCCCAAAACCCUACUUGGAUCUCUUGAUUACUAGGCCAGUGAUAAUACCACCAUGUCAUUGCCUCCCCUGAGAUUUUGAGCACACUUUCUUUCUGGUCUUUUAGAGAUCAAGACUGCCAGAAAUGUUGAACAAUUUUUUUUUUGUUUAUCUUCAUGGUAGAAGAAUUAGGAAACUUCCCAAAGAAGAACAUUAAAAUCUGGAAACAAUAACCAUCAGUGGGGAAAGAUAUUGGGAAAAUACUGAAACGUUGCCAAAACCCCAGGACCAAAUGGUCUGCAUAUCAGGGUCUAAAGGAGGUGGCUGCUGAGUUAGGAGAGGUCUUGGUUAUAAUUUUGCCAAACCUCUUAGAUUCUGAUAGGGUCCCAGGGGAUUGGUAAAUAGCCAAUAUAACAAUCUUUAUUCAGAAAGGAGGGAGAAGAAUAUAGGCUCAUUAAUCUAACAUCUGUACCAUGGAAUUUGCUGGAAUCCAUUAAGGAGGUUGUUGCAGGAUAUUUAGAAAAUCAUAAUGUGCUCAGGAAAUGUAUUUGUAGACUUAGGAAAGAAAAAUCAUAUUUGACUAAUUCAUGAGAAGUAUUUGAUGGAGUAACAAUCAAGCUAAUAAAGGUGAACCUGUAUAUCUGGAUGAAGGUACUUGAUAAGGUGCCACACUGAAUGGUAUAGAGGGUGAUAUAUCAGCAAAGAGAAAAGAGCGGCUCACAAACAGGAAGCAGAGAGUGGGGAUAAAUGAGUCAUCAUUUUUGAAUUUACAAACUGAAUCAAUUGGAAGGCUACAGGAGUCAGUCCUGAGGCCCCAACCAUUUACUUUUUAUGGCAAUGUGUUGAUAAAGGAAACAAAUGCAUUCUAACUCAUAUUGCUGAUAACACCAAGAUAGGUAUGAAAAUUAAUUGUCAAGAGGAGCUGAGUCCAUAAAAGAAUAUGGGUAGGUUUAAGUAAGCUGGCAAACUUCUGGCACACUGUGGGAAAGUGUGAACUUGUCAUCUUUGACAGAGAGAGUCGAAAAAAGGGAAUCUGUGUCCUGGUAAAUUAAAUCUCAAAGGAGUAGGUCAGGAAACUUUACUACAGUAUCAGUGAGAUCCCACCUGGAAAACUGUGUAGUUUCAGUUUACUUAUUUUAAAAAUAAUGCAACUGUGUUAGAAACAGUUCGGAGAAUAUUCACACAAAUCACUCCUGGGAAGAAGGGAAUUAUCUUAUGAAGAAAAAUUGCACAGGUAAAGCUAAUUUGUACCAGUAUAGAAUGAAAUUUUUUUUGGAAACAUACAAGAUCGUGAGGGUAUUGACAGGAUGGAUACUAGGAGGAUGUUUCCUCUUGUGGGGAAGACUUAAAACUAUAUAACAGUUUAGAAGAGGAAGAUUUUUUUCUUGAAGUGCUGUUACUUUAUAGGAAGUUCUUCCCCAGUGAACAAAUUUAUUGGGUCAGCAAAUUUAUUCAAGGCUCAAUUAGAUUCCAGAUGGACAUUGGUUUUGAAGAUUAUGGUGGCAGAGAGGAAAGUAGAGAUGAGACCGGAACUCAAUCAGCCAUGAUCUUACUGAACAAUGGGGCAGACAUGAAGGGCCAAACUCAUAUCCUGUAUCUAUGUUUCUACAACUUCAAUAGUAGUAGAAACUUCAGGAACUUGAAACAAUCACAUUCAUGAGAGAAAGAGUCAUAUGAGUGGUAUAGACUGUUUGGCCUUUCAAGCUUGCCUUACCAUUCAGUAUGGUCAUGGCUGAUCAUCCAACUCAGGACCCUGUUCUUGCUUUUUCCCCAUCCCUUCGACCUCUUGGACAAGCAUAUGGACGUACACGGAAUAGUGUAGGUUAGAUGGGCUUGAGAUCGGUAUGACAGGUCGGCACAAUGUUGAGGGCCGAAGGGCCUGUACUGUGCUGUAAUGUUCUAUGUUCUCUUUAGCCCUGACAACUGUAUCUAACUCCUUGAAACUGUUCAAUGUUUUGGCCUCAACUGCAUUCUAUGAUAGUGAAUUCCAAUUGUUCACCACUCUCUGGGUGAAGAAGUUUCACCUCAUCUAAGUCCUAAAUUGCUUCCCCCUUAUCCUUGUGUUAUGACCUUUGGUUCUGGACUCUCUGGUCAUUGGUAACAUCUCUCCUAUGUUUACCCUGCUUAGCCCUGUGAGAUCCCCUCCUCAUUCUUCUAAACUCCAGUGAAGAUAAUCCUAACCGAUCCAGUCUCUCUUCAUACAUCAGUCUGCCAUCACAGGAAUUAGUCUGGUAAAUCUUCGCUACAUUCCCUCAUUAGCUAGAAUAUCUUUUUUCAGAUAAGGAGACCAGAACUGCACACAAUACUCCAAGUGAAAUUGCAGCAAGACAUUCCUGCUCCUGUACUUAUAGAGUCAUACAGCACGGAAACAGACCCCUUGGUCCAAAUCACCAAUGCCCACCAAGUUUCCCAAACUAAACCAGACCUAAUUGCCUAUAUGACGAUACAAUGACUUUAAGAGAUGUAUUUGUCCUGGUUUUUUAAUGAAGAAGGGUGAGACACCUAAAAGCUGGAGUUAUCUUGCUGCUAGAAUUGUACGUGAGGUAAUCUAUUUUACUGAAUUUGCCUUUUCCAAGGGUGUGUUUAUGGGCUACUAUAUUUCAACAAUUAAUUAGUAGCAGUCAAUAUAUAUGUUAAGCGUUUUGAUUGCGUUACAAUUAAGAUAAUUCUUUCAUUUGUAUUUUGUCUGUAUUACAAAUAUAGUGUAACAAUAA
Molecule: messenger RNA, 9262 nt
Organism: Stegostoma tigrinum
Lineage: Eukaryota; Metazoa; Chordata; Chondrichthyes; Orectolobiformes; Stegostomatidae
Gene: hprt1
Product: hypoxanthine phosphoribosyltransferase 1
Exons: 9
Coding region: 34-687 (217 amino acids)
Biological process (GO): purine ribonucleoside salvage; hypoxanthine metabolic process; GMP salvage
Molecular function (GO): magnesium ion binding; hypoxanthine phosphoribosyltransferase activity
Source: RefSeq, a predicted model, not a curated record